Molecule: messenger RNA, 1179 nt
Organism: Necator americanus (New World hookworm)
Lineage: Eukaryota; Metazoa; Nematoda; Chromadorea; Rhabditida; Ancylostomatidae
Exons: 3
Coding region: 1-1179 (392 amino acids)
Source: RefSeq, a predicted model, not a curated record
AUGGAAAACUACAACAAAGAAUACCUGAUAUGCCAGCGUGGACCAGCACGAGCCGCAGGGAACCAAGAACUCACGGGCGAGCUCGCAAGGAUUUGCAGAGAGGCGAUAAAGGAAGACCUUAAAGAGAAAAGGGCAGAAGUGCUGGCUGAAGCUGCAGAGGCGGGGAAAAGCAUCCGCCAUGCCCGUCGAGACUUCGCCAGUCGCAAGACGAGGAUGACUGCUCUCCGGAACCCGAAGGGAACAACCAUUGCAUCGAGAAGGGAGAUGGAGAAAAUCAUCUACGACUUCUACUGUGAACAGUGGAAGACCAGCAAGACCGUGUUGUUGUAUAAAAAGGGAGAUCCACAUGACAUCGGCAACUAUCGUCCAAUCUGCCUACUGUCUGUCAUCUACAAGCUCUUUACAAGAGUGAUCCUUAAUAGGAUUGAAAAAGUCUUGGAUGAAGGACAGCCAUGCGAGCAAGCAGGGUUUCGAAAAGGAUUCAGCACGUUUGACCACAUUCACACUGUUUCGAAACUCAUCGAGGUAUCACGAGAGUACAAGAUGCCGCUCUGUCUCACCUUCAUCGACUUAAAGAAGGCCUUCGACUCAGUUGAGACGGAAGCGGUCGUGGAAGCCUUGGACAACCAAGGCGUCCCUACUCAGUACAUAAAGAACAUCAUCACUGACGCGAAGAGGGGGGUUCGACAGGGUGAUACAAUUUCACCCAAAAUAUUCACAGCCACCCUCGAGAACGCAAUGCGAAAGAUGGAAUGGAACGACAUGGGAGUAAAGGUUGAUGGUCGGCAGCUACACCAUUUGCGCUUUGCUGAUGACAUCAUACUGAUAACACCUGGCAUCAGCCAAGCGGAACGAAUGCUGACCGAAUUCGACGAAACAUGUGGAUGCAUCGGUCUUCAGCUGAAUCUACAAAAGACGAUGUUCAUGCGGAACGGAUGGGCCUCGGAUGCCCCAUUUACGCCCAACGGAACGAACAUAUUCGAAUGCACCAGCUACAUUUAUCUGGGUUGGAAAAUGAACAUGAUGAACGACCUGACCCCCGAGCUAGGCAGGAGGAGACGAGCGGCUUGGGGAGCGCACAAGAGCAUCGAGGAUGUAGUGAAGAAGACCAGGAACAUCCGGCUCCGUGCUCACCUCUUCAACACCACCGUACUUCCUGCUUUGACCUAUGCUUCGUAA